AUGCAAGCCAAAGCCAAAGGAAUGGCGACAGUGAUCAACAGUUUCUCCUACUCUAAAGGUCGGGGGAGAGGUCUCCUUGCUCUGUCUGAAAGCCUGGUGCCUAGGAAACCUGGAACUCAGAGCAGUGCGUCAUCUGAGCCCCCCAGCAAAAAAGAAGAUCCCACAAAGCUGCUCAUAGCGAUGCACAAGUACACAGCUGACCCUAACUCUCCUGGAGGCUUUCCCGAGAUGUCCCUGGAGAAAGGACAGCUCCUGGUACUGUGCGGAGAGCACCCUGACAACGAGCACUGGUGGAAGGUCAGGAAUGAGGACAUGGAAACUGGCUAUGUCCCGGCUUCUUAUGUCAUCAUCAAAGAAGAAUGCCUGCCAUGGCUGCAACUGUCGUCUCUCAAGUCUGAGGAGGAAGAAAGGAAGGAAAGAGUGAAACGACUAUCGUUGGAGAAGUCUGCCUCUCAGGGUAUUGGAUUUGGCCCCGCCCCCAAAGCUCAGGCGUACGUGUCAGCGUAUUCUCGUAGUAGUAGUGACCGCCAUUACUGUGAGGUGUGUGACAAGAGGCUCAAUGGACCCAAACCAUACUCUGCUCAUAUGGCUUCACGAGCACACAAAGAAGAGGUAGAAUCCCGGAAACUGUACGGCUGAACAUGAACUCUGUGUCACAUGACUUAUAAGACUAUCACAUGCUAUUUUAUUCAUCUUGUUUCAUUAUUAUGUUAUUGUUGUUGAUGUUGUUUA
Molecule: messenger RNA, 732 nt
Organism: Halichondria panicea
Lineage: Eukaryota; Metazoa; Porifera; Demospongiae; Suberitida; Halichondriidae
Exons: 5
Coding region: 1-639 (212 amino acids)
Molecular function (GO): protein binding; zinc ion binding; nucleic acid binding
Source: RefSeq, a predicted model, not a curated record